Messenger RNA from Cydia splendana, 5718 nucleotides. RefSeq lists its product as uncharacterized. Gene Ontology annotation, molecular function: nucleic acid binding; aspartic-type endopeptidase activity. The transcript has a single exon. The record is from RefSeq and is a predicted model, not a curated record. The coding region runs from base 1 to 5718 and encodes 1905 amino acids. NCBI's taxonomy places the organism in Eukaryota, Metazoa, Arthropoda, Insecta, Lepidoptera, Tortricidae. Gene Ontology annotation, biological process: proteolysis; DNA integration.
AUGGUAGUAACAAGAAACAACCACAACAAGGAAGAUGAAGAGUCGUCAGAAAAUACCGCAAAAUCUCCGAGCUCCGAGGAAACCGGCACCACGUCAGGCACCGGCACCACGUCGGGUACCGGCACCACGUCGGGCACCGGCACCACGUCGGGCACCGGCACUACGUCGGGCACAGGCGCAACGUCGGACUCAGCGAAGACGUUGGACACAGCUGCAUCGUCGGGUACGGGCGCCAUCAGGAAGACGCGUCCCACACCAGAGGACCUACCCGGGCCGAGCAACGCCGUCCACCCCGCUGACACGUCGGGCAUUAAGGCCACGCCUGCGGCCAGCCUCGCCGCCACGAUCGUCGAGCGCAACCCCGUCGAACUGAUGCCGCCACCGAGACCGCCGACGAAGCCCGCUCGGUCACACCGAUCCAAGGCCUCCAGCAAGAGACUCCUCGCGGAGUUGGAGGCCAAGGAGAGGUUAGCCGAGCUAGAACUGAAGCGCGUGCAAGCGGAAACCGAGCUAGCGAGAAUACGUCAAGAAAGAAUAGACCUGGCGUCAUCAAGAGAGGAGUCAGAAGAGGAAGAGGACCUCGCUCCACAGCGCAUCGCUGACUGGUUCAAUCGCCGACCCGAACGAGCGACAACAUUAGAAGAGGCCGCCCAUAUAGAAGAAACGCAAGAGCCCGCCGCGCGCACUACUAGACGACGCGCGCGACCGGAAACAUACGAAGCUGCUCGUGCGAUGGACGUGUCGUCGCUAACCGCCGCCCUCACAGAAGCCAUUCAAGCCAGCAAGUCUUACAAGAAGUACAUACCUGACCUGCCGACGUUUAGUGGCCUGUGCACCGAGUGGCUACAAUUUAAAGCCGCGUACAACGAGUCCGCGCCCAGUUUCUCCGCAAGUGAAAACGUCGCCCGUAUAAGAAGAAGUCUAAAAGGUGUCGCCUGGGAGGCCGUCAGCGCCCUCCUCAUCAGCCAGCCGCAUCCAGAAGACGUCAUCAAAGCACUAGAAAGAAGAUACGGAAGGCCAGACGCACUACUUGUCAACGAACUGGAGAAGCUAAAGGGACUGCCGCGCCUCACCGACAACCCACGUGACCUGUGCAUAUUCGCCAGCCGGAUCGCUAACACAGUGACGACUAUCGAGAUAUUGAAGAAGCCGCAGUAUCUCUACAACCCCGAGUUACUGCGGUCGAUAGUUGACAAGUUAUCGCCGAUAAUUCGCAACAAGUGGUACGACUACGCAGCUACAAGAGAAGAGACGCCCGAACUUAAGAAGAUUGCCGACUUUUUGAAUAAUGAAGCCGACAAGUGCACGCCUUACGCUCCGCCUGAAAAUACAACGGAACAUAAAGAAGUAAGAAGUGCAAGAAAGAAGCCCGAGCGAACCUACGCCGCCGCAGUCGAAAUCAAUAAGAAGCCAAAAGAAGAGAAGCCGGCGUGCCCGUUAUGUGAGCACGCUACGCACCAAUUGCCGUCGUGCCCGCAGUUUAUGAAGAUCGACACGAACGAGCGCUGGGAAGUGGCCAAGAAGAACAACAUUUGCUACCGAUGCCUCGUCAGCAAGCAUCGACGCUUCGCCUGCCGCGCCAAGCCUUGUGGCCAGCAGGGCUGCCCCAUGAGACAUCAUCGCCUACUACACCACGAGAAGUCGCCCCCCGCGGCCGCCGCUGCAGCCGCUGCCGAGCCACCCUCACCACGCAAGCCAGAAGAAGUCGUGGCCUCGGCAGUGAACCAGAUCGCCUGCGCGACAGCACAAACAAGACGCGCCUACCUGAAGAUAGUACCAGUCACACUACGCGGCCCGCGGGCGGAAGCAGACACUUUCGCUCUACUAGAUGAAGGCAGCACCGUGACAAUUAUCGACUCGGCGCUGGCGGACACACUCGGGCUCAACGGCCCCACCGAACCAAUGUGGGUGCAGGGCAUAGGCGGGAAAGAGAUGGAGCACAAUCAGAGCAGGAGGGUCGAGGUCUACAUACGCAACAAGUACGGCGGGCAGGAGCAGCGCAUACCAAACGCGCACACCGUCGGCAGUCUGGGCUUCACCACACAAUCCAUAGGUGCGAGCGAGAUAGAUGGCUGCACACAUCUCAGAGGACUCAAGCACAAGUUAACCUACCAAGGCGCAACCCCACAAAUACUCAUCGGUCAAGACAACUGGGAGCUAAUCGUGUCGCGGGAAAUAAGAAAAGGACGGCGCGAUCAACUCGUCGCUUCAAGAACCCUACUAGGAUGGGUACUUCACGGCUGCCGCACCACUAGAGCGGAGCCGAUCGCGUACUGCUGUGCGCACCUCACGCGGGCCAAGUCGAACGAAAACAUAGAAGAAACAAUGAAGAAAUAUUUCGCUCUCGAGUCCCUAUCAAUCGAGCCGAGGCGACCGAGCAGCGAUCCCGAACAACAAGCGCUUCGCAUAUUAGAAGAAAAGAGCCGCCGCUUACCCGACGGCAGGUUCGAGACGGGGCUACUGUGGCGCAACCAAGAAGAAAGAAUACCCAACAAUCGCAACGACGCACUGAAGCGGCUACACACGCUCGAGAGGAAGCUGGAUCGAGACGCAAACCUGAAACAACAAUACAACGAGCGCGUCAACAAUCUACUCACCUCAAGCUACGCCGAGCGCGCGGCCACGCCACCAAGCGGCAGGACGUGGUACCUACCUCACUUCGCCGUCUGCAACCCAGAGAAGCCGAAGAUAAGACUGGUCCAUGAUGCUGCGGCCACCUCACACGGCCGCAGCCUCAACGACAUGCUGCACACGGGUCCAGAUUUCCUGCAAUCACUACCCGGCGUCAUCAUGAAGUUUCGUCAACACAGCAUCGCAGUCUCAGCUGAUCUGAAAGAGAUGUUCAUGCAGAUCAAGAUACGCGAAGAGGACAGGGACGCACUCCGCUUCCUAUGGAGGGGCGAUCGCCGCGAGGGAGAGCCAGAAGAAUACCGCAUGACUUCAGUUAUAUUCGGCGCGUCGUCAUCGCCGUGCACCGCUCUAUACAUCAAAAAUAGAAACGCACGAGAGCACGCGACACAGUACCCGGAGGCUGCGCGAGCAAUAGAGCGCAACCACUACAUGGACGACUAUCUUCAGAGCUUCAACACAAUAGAAGAGGCAAGACAAGUAACAAGAGACGUCGAUCAUGUACACCAACAAGCCAAGUUUCAGCUGCGUGGGUGGGCUACGAACGAAUAUGAAGCAAUAAGUGACGUCGUCGGCAGCGAAGAGCGAGAGGGAAACACUGUCCCUAUCGGCGGGAGCGAGAUAGAAAAAACGCUCGGCCUGCUGUGGGACACAAACGAAGAUAGCAUCCGGUUUCGCCUCAACACUAGAAGAGCUCAGCCCGAGGUGGUCAAUGACCUGCGGCCUCCGACGAAGAGAGAAGCCCUGAGCAUCAUAAUGUCAAUAUUUGACCCGCUCGGCCUGAUUUCACCUAUCACUACGCCGGCCAAGCGAAUAAUGCAAGACACGUGGCAACAUAACACGAGCUGGGACGAAGCUAUACCAGAAGAUCUGCGGGAGCGCUGGAGCGAGUGGCUACAACAACUGCGAGACCUAGGUACCCUAAAGAUACCUAGAUGCUACGACGCAACGCCUGCCGCCGUGCGCGAGCUACACACUUUCGUCGACGCUAGUGAAGAAGCAUACGCCGCCGCCGUGUACUGGAGGAUGACGCGAGCCGACGGGUCAGUCAAAAUAGCCCUGGCCGCCGCCAAGAGUCGCGUCACACCUAGGAAGCCUAUCUCCAUACCUAGACUGGAGCUGCAGGCGGCCGUCCUAGGCGUACGGCUAGCAAGAACAGUGAUAGAAGAGCACGACUUCGAGAUCGCUUCAAAAAUAUACUGGAGCGACUCUCGCACGGCGCUAGCAUGGAUACGCGCCGAGCCCCGUACAUUCAAGACGUUCGUGGCCCACAGACUCGCCGAGAUAGAAGAUCACACUAAGAAAAACGAGUGGAGAUGGGUACCGACAGCACACAACGUAGCCGACGACGCGACCCGCGCCACACCAGCUGACUUCGAUACGAGCCACAGAUGGUUCGUUGGCCCGUCAUUCCUGUACAAUGAAGAAUCGACUUGGCCCCGUGAAAAUAAAGUCGAAGUUCCCGUGACCGGUGAAGAAAAAGAGACGUGUGCUGCGACAGCCGCCGUGCCUGAAAAUAAACACGCGGCCAUACCUAAGUUCGAGCGCUUCUCAAAGUGGACGCGACUACUACGUGCGACCGCACGUGUGCUACAGUUCAUCGACCUCGUGCGCCCUCGACCCCGUGACCCCGCCCGGCCCGCGACACAACUUAUCGCGGCGGCCAGGCGCAAACGAACGCGCGCAAACGAGACACAAGACGGCGCCUGGAACAAGCGUGCCACUCACACACGCACACCUGUCAAGAUCGCCGCUACGCCGCCACAAGAAGAUAGCUACGAAAAAGAGAGAGGGCGCAUAGCAAGCGGCCGCGCGCCAGACAAGGACGACCGACUAGCCAAGCUGAGUGUCUAUAUGGACGGCGAUCACAUUAUACGUCUGCGGGGCAGAAUAGCGGCCGGCGACUUACAAGAAGAGACAGUGCGACCUAUAGUGCUACACGGGAAACAUCACUAUACAAAGUUAUAUGUUUCUCACGUUCACGAACAGUUACAUCACGGCGGCACCGAAAUAGUGGUUAACGAUCUGCGACAGCGUGUGCAUAUAGUGAAAAUAAGACCGACAGUGAAACAAGUGAUCGCCCAGUGCCCAAAGUGUCGCCUGCGUCGCGCCAAGCCCGCGGCGCCAUCUACGGGUGACCUGCCAGCGGCGCGCCUAGCACAUCACGUUAGGCCCUUCACAUACACGGGUCUGGACUACUACGGGCCGCAAGAAGUUACAGUGGGCCGUCAUAGAGAGAAAAGGUACGUCGCACUGUUCACCUGUAUGACGUCGAGGGCCGUACACCUGGAGAUGGUUGCCUCACUGAGCACCGACUCCGCCAUCAACGCACUGCGCCGCUUUAUCGCUCGGCGCGGGUGCCCUACCGAACUGUGGAGUGACAACGGGACUGCCUUCAGAGGUGCACACCGAGAGCUGGCGGAAGCAAUGAGAGACGCCGCCCACGCACGCCGCAUCAAUUGGCGUUUCCUUCCCCCCGCCGCCCCAUUCAUGGCGGGCGUGUGGGAACGUAUGGUGCGCACCGUCAAAGAAGCAAUGAAGGCUACGCUGCACGAGAAGUACCCGAGCGACGAGACCCUGCAGACCCUACUGGCGGAGGCGGAGGCAACCGUCAACUCAAGACCGCUGACCUACGUGGCCGUGAAUCCAGAGGACCCGCCGGCCUUGACCCCGAACAUGAUCCUGCUGGGGCCGGACUGCUACUCACCUGCACCCGGCACCUUCGAGGAGAGCGACACCAACGCGCGACAACACUGGAAGCGCGCCCAGCAGCUCGCCGACACCUUCUGGCAGCGCUGGGUUCGCGAGUACGCGCCGCUACUCCAACACCGGCGGGAGCCCUACGACGGAGGAGUCGCCCCGGCCGUCGGAGACGUCGUCAUCAUCUGCGACUCCAACCUCCCCCGUAACACAUGGCCACGGGGGAUAGUGACGCGGACGUACCCGGGCAAGGAUGGCGUGGUUCGAGUCGUGGACGUCUCUACGAGCAAGGGACACGUGCUGAGGAGGCCGACAAAGAAGAUCGUCGUGCUACCAGUAGGUUCGCGAAGCGACGGCGGGAGAAAUGUACACGACGCGCGUUUAGAUUAA